Neospora caninum is the source of this 1233-nucleotide messenger RNA. RefSeq names its product putative CAMP-dependent protein kinase regulatory subunit. Lineage: Eukaryota; Apicomplexa; Conoidasida; Eucoccidiorida; Sarcocystidae. The record is from RefSeq and is a predicted model, not a curated record. The coding region runs from base 1 to 1233 and encodes 410 amino acids. The transcript has 4 exons.
AUGGCAGGCGCAACAGCAGCUUAUCAAGAGUACAUCAACACCAAGUUGAACCCCAUUCUUGAGGGGCUUGUCGUCGAGGUUCUUCUCGAACACCCUGACGAUCCCGUCACCUUCAUGAUUUCUCGCCUUUGCCAGCGAGCCGGAAUCCCCGAUCCUGUUGCAGGCGCAGCAGGCGGGAAGAGCGAAGCUGAGGAGUUGAAAGUGGAGAUUAGUCUGCUGCGCGAACAACUGGGGAAGUUGCAAAACGCCGGUGACGGGAGUCCCGUCGAAACGCACGAGUCGGAUGAAUCUGACGAGGAGCAAGACGACGCCGUGGAGGACGAUGACGACGAGGCUGUGAUGUCGCGAUUCAAAAACCUAAAUAAAAUGCGAUGCUCGGUCUCCGCUGAGGUGUACGGCGAGUGGAACAAGAAGAAAAACUUUGUUGCGCCCGUCUACGAAAAAGAUGAGGACCAGAAAGAGCGACUCGAGCGUAUUUUGCGCCAGUCGUUUUUGUUCAACAGCCUGGACGAGAAGGAUUUGAACACGGUGAUUCUGGCGAUGCAGGAGAAGAAGAUCGAGGCGAACACGCGGUUGAUUUGCGAAGGAGACGAUGGCGAGUGCCUGUACAUCGUCGAGAGCGGCGAGUUGAACUGUUCGAAGCUGCUCGAGGGAGAAGAGAAAGUGGUGAAAGUCGUGGGCCCUGGAGACGCCUUCGGGGAACUUGCGCUCCUCUACAACGCCCCUCGAGCUGCGACGGUGACCAGCGUGACCGCGUGCGAUUUGUGGGAAUUGGGCCGAGACACCUUCAAUGCAAUUGUCAAGGACGCGGCCACGAAACGACGAUCCAUGUACGAUGCCUUCUUGAAAAGUGUCCACAUCCUCGAUGGGAUGGACGCCUACGAGCGCGGCAAAGUCGCCGACGCUCUUCGAACCGAGAUGUUCACAGAUGGAGCGUACAUCGUUCGGCAAGGAGAACUCGGAGAUAUCUUUUACAUCGUCGAAGAAGGAAGCGCAAUCGCCACCAAAUCCUUCGGGCCCGGACAACCUCCCAUUGAAGUCAAAAAAUACCAGGCCGGCGAUUACUUUGGAGAACUCGCACUAAUCAACGGGGAGCCUCGAGCCGCAAACGUGAUUGCUCAGGGGAUUUGCAAGGUCGCGUGUCUCGAGAGAAAAUCCUUUAAGCGACUCAUGGGAUCUGUUCAAGACCUCCUCAGCAAAAAGGCUUCUGAAUACAAAAGAGAAUCCGACUAG